AUGACCGUAACUACACCUGAAGCCUGCAACUAUGAAUCAUUGUACGUGUCUCAGUUAUUAUCGACCCCUAACAUGACGGAAUACUCUCACUUACACAAUCACCGACGCUCUCAUGCAACUUCUACUUGUCUCAGCCCUGUCUCACCAAGUAAGAAAUUAAUGCGCGGACUUCACAUUGCCAUGAAUUUCUCCAUUUCUAUGAUCCUUAUAUCUCUAUCAAAUGAUAUCGCAACUAAUCCUGGUCCCACAUAUAACUUCUCCAUACCUCCACCUAAUGUACGUGGAUUAAAAAUCACUCGUCUAAAUACCGGAAGCAUCUUACCUAAAAUUGAUGUACUACGAUUAGAAAUGAAGGAUAAACCAUUCGACAUCUUCUCAGCAUCCGAAACAUGGCUUAAACCCGAUAUCUCAGAUUCCGAAGUAGCUUUGCCUGGUUAUUCAAUUAUACGAAUGGACCGUCAAAACAAAGUCGGUGCUGAUACUGCCAUCUAUAUGUUCGUGAUGGUGUACCUUUUAAAACCCAUUCGGACUUGAUGAAUAACGAUCUCGAAAACUGUAUGAUUGAAGUUUUACGAGUUAAAUCUAAGAAACUGUUUAUUUGUUGUAUUUACAGAGCACCGAACAAUCCUCUUGAAAACUACUUAUCCAUGUUGAGCAAUAUUAUUCUCAAACUUCCAAAUAACAGCGAGCUCAUUUUGUUAGGUGACUUUAAUAUUGACCUUAGCAAAAAAAACCCGCUCAUCUUCGAAAAAACUACUCCAUAAUUUCUCUCGCCAGUUUCACUUAGACCAACUAAUCACGAAGCCAACAAGAAUCACUGAAACAUCAGAAACCAUGAUUGACCUGAUCUUUGUUAACAAUGGUCAGAGAAUUAUCCGAAGUGAUGUGAUUCCAUGCUCGUUGAGUGACCACUCUCUUGUGUUUUGCGUGUUUAAAGCUGGUGUCACCAAAGCUCCUCCAGGCACAAUUGAAUAUAGAUCUUAUAAACAUUACAAUAAACAGUCCUUCCUUCUAGAUCUUGAAAAAGUCAACUGGUCUACCUUUGUAGACGAAAACGAUGUUGAUGCUACCGUCAACAGCUGGUGUCAAUGUUUUACUGACAUAGCAGACAUGCACGCGCCAAUAAAGAAAAUGAAACUUAAGGGAAUUAGCAUUCCAUGGAUGACGGCUGAAUUAAGUCGAGCGAUGCAAGAUCGAGACUAUCACCUGAAGAAGGCACAAAAAACACAGUCACAACAUCACUGGUCGUCAUACCGUAAGCUUCGCUGUUUUGUAAACAAAGCAGUACGUGAAUGUAAAUCCAAAUAUUGCGAGUCCUUGAUAAAGCAAAGCUUGUCAAGCAAAGAUUGUCAUCAAACAAAUUCUCCUGUAUUCAACUACCACAAUUUAAUUCCACAUUUGAAUUCAAAGAGAUUGAUGUUGCGUCUGUUGUCAAACAACUAUCAACUCUUAAAACUAAUAAAUCUACCGGCCUUGAUGGUAUCAGCGCCAGACUACUGAAAGAUGCCGCAGCAACUAUCGCCCCAACCCUAACUGACAUAUUUAAUCAAUCACUAAAAUCUUCUAUCUUCCCCAAGAUCUGGAAAGACGGGAAAGUAACACCAAUAUUUAAGUCUGGCGAUCGCUCUAAUAUGUCAAACUACGGACCCAUAACUGUUCUGCCAAUCCUGAGCAAAAUUUUCGAACGUUUCGUUCACACGCAGAUUUACAGCUAUUUAUCUGAAAAUAAAAUCCUCUCCGAAUCUCGAUUUGGCUUUAGACCAAAGUUAUCUACGAGUACCGCAUUGGCAUUUUUCACCGAUACUAUUCUUGAUAAUGCUGACAACGGUCUCAUCACAGCCUCUGUCUUUCUGGAUUUUAGCAAGGCAUUCGACACGGUUGAUCAUGCUAUCCUGUUGUGCAAAUUGAAAUCAUUUGGCCUGGAUAAUAACUCGUUAAAUUGGUUUGAGUCAUACCUUACCAAUCGUUAA
This is a messenger RNA of Paramuricea clavata, 1970 nucleotides long. The record is from the annotation of a GenBank genome assembly. NCBI's taxonomy places the organism in Eukaryota, Metazoa, Cnidaria, Anthozoa, Malacalcyonacea, Plexauridae.